AUGUUGGAGGGACUUGUCGCCGGCCUGCUCAAUAGGUUUCUGGGCAUGUACGUCAAGAAUUUCGACCCUGCACAGCUCAAGGUUGGAAUCUGGUCUGGUGAUGUCAAGCUACGGAACCUCGAGCUUCGGAGGGAAGCCCUCGAUCAGCUGAAGCUUCCCAUCAAUGUCAUGGAAGGCCAUCUCGGCGAGCUGACACUUAUCAUUCCAUGGUCCAACUUGCGUGGCGCUCCCGUCAAGGUCUUCAUCGAGGAUGUCUUCCUGCUAGCCUCCCCCCGCGAAGAGGCCGCUUAUGACGAGCAAGAGGAAGAGCGUAGGAAGCAAAGAAUCAAGAUGGAGAAACUGGAUUCCGCCGAGCUUCUCAAGGAGAGGUCUCAAGAGGGCCUGAGCCAGGAAGAGCAGAAAAAGAGCCAGACGUUUACACAGAGUCUGGUCACCAAGAUUGUCGACAACUUGCAAGUCACAAUCAAGAAUAUCCACAUCAGAUACGAGGACUCCAUUUCGGCUCCUGGUCACCCCUUUGCACUCGGCGUAACUCUCGAGGAGUUCAGCGCCAUCAGCACUGACGGCCAGUGGAAGCCGACCUUUGUCCAAGACUCGACUAAGAGCACCCACAAGCUCGCAACACUUGGCGCCCUUGCCGUCUACUGGAACACAGAUACAGAGCUGCUGGGCCCUGGCCGAGAGGUCGACACGGGCGGGAAACCUCCGAUGCCGCAUGACGAGAUGGUUGACAAGUUCAAGACUUUGAUAGGUUCAACCGAGGAUACAGGGCUCAACCACCAAUUCAUCUUGCGACCCGUCAACGGAAAGGCAAAGAUUGUCCUCGACAAGACUGGAGAGGUCCAUGUUCCCAAGGCCAAGGCCAGUUUGCUCUUUGAGGAGAUUGGACUCGUCAUCGAUGACGACCAGUACCGUGAUGGCCUGAUGAUGGUUGACCUUUUCCACUACUUCAUCCGCCACCAAGAAUACAAGAAAUUUCAGCCCAAAGGAGUCACACCCAAAGAAGACCCGAGAGCAUGGCUCAAGUUCGCCGGUGACUCAGUGCUCAGCAAGAUCCACGAGAAGAACCGUAGAUGGUCAUGGGAAUACUUCAAAGAACGACGGGAUGACCGCAAGCGCUACACCGAACUGUUCAAGAAGCGCAAGCAACAGCAACAGCUCAGUGCUCAGGAGAACGAGGACAUCAACAAGCUCGAGAUCAAGCUUGACUACGAGGAUCUGCGGUUCUGGCGAUCUCUGGCACGGAACCAGCUUAAGAAGGAGAAUGCUGCUGCUCUGAAGAACCAGCCCCCUAAGCAGGAGCAACAAGGUUGGCUAGCAUGGGCCUGGGGCAGUGGCCAGAAGCAGCAGGAGCACCAUGUCGAGGAUGAUGAGAACACGCAAAUCACCGAGGAGCAGCGCAAAGAGCUCUACGAUGCUAUUGAAUUUGAUGAGAAGACUGCAUUGGCAGAGUCGGUCGACGUUCCUCGAGACUCCAUCAAAAUGCAAGUCGAGGCGUGGCUGAGCACAGGAAGCUUCACGCUGAAGAAGAGCCACAACGGCAAGCGGAGUGACCUCCUGAGUCUGCAUUUUGACGUUUUCAAAGCCAAGGUCUUGCAGCGUCCCGAUUCCUUCCUGGCUGAUCUCAGCCUGGGUGGGCUCCGUGUCAAUGAUGGAACCACGCCAGACUCCCUCUUCCCCGAGAUUGUCAGAGUUAAGGAUGCCCCUGAGAACCGCGACCACCAACGUCUAACUAUCGAAGAGCUGGAAAACAAUGACGAUGAACCCUUCUUCCGCUUCGAGGUCGAACAGAAUCCCAUCGAUCGCGAAGGAGACAUUGCACUCAGUGGGUCCCUCAAACCACUCGAGAUUGUCUGGAAUCCAAACUUCAUUGUUGGUGUAGCGGACUUCUUCAGACCACCAGAACGGCACAUGGAGUCCAUAACGGCACUGAUGGAGACAGCCGGUGCCACUGUAGAAACCUUCCGAGAACAGACGCGGGCUGGUUUGGAGUUUGCUCUUGAGGAACACAAAACCAUCAACGCUCAGCUCGACCUGCAGGCCCCGCUGAUCAUCGUGCCGGUCAGCAUCAAUGUCAAAGAAUCUACUUGUUUAAUUCUAGAUGCCGGUCAUAUCAGCGUUAACAGCGAGCUGGUGGAUCAGGAUACCAUGAAGCAGAUUCAGUCGAAGCAGCGCCAAUCUUACACGGACGAGGACUUCAAGCGCUUGGAGUCUGUCAUGUACGACAAAUUCUUGGUGAAGCUCUCCUCCACGCAGGUGCUGAUAGGUCCCUCGAUCGAGGCGACGAAGGCUCAAAUUUCGAACAAGGACGACACACAACACUUACACGUGGUGGAAGAGAUCAAUGUUGAUUUUGUGGUCGAGACAUCGAUUCUGCCCAAGGCGCCAAACUUGACCAAACUGAAGGUCUCUGGCCACCUGCCCAUGCUGCACGCCACCGUAUCAGAUUCCAAGUACAAGAAUUUGAUGCGGAUCAUCGAUGUUGCCAUUCCCAAGUUCGGCAAUCAAGAGCAGCAACAGACGCAAAUCAAGGAUGCUCAGGGUCAGGCGGUGACGACUCGCCCGCGCGGCUUGAGCACCACCUCCAACCGAUCGCGGUCUCGCAAGGAUACCAACAGCCGCCGGAAGUCCUCCCAAUUCCCCUUCAUGCAGCAACAAACUGCCAUUGUCAUUGACGAAGACGACGACGAUCAAGACGAAUUUGAGGAUGCCGACGAUGGUGGUAGGAGCAAUAAAGAACAGCUUAAGCUCCAGCAGCGUUCUUUCGAGCUCAAGUUUAAGGUCGACACCCUCAAGGGUUCUCUAUACCGGAGCGACCCUGACAAGAAGAAGCCUGAUCAGCUUCUCGUCGAACUGGUUGCUGAGAACUUUGACCUCCUCUUUUAUUUACGUCCUUACGACAUGUCUGCAGAAGUCUCACUAGGCUCCGUCACCAUGGACGACUUCGUUGACAAUCCCCCGGCGGAGUUCAAAUCAAUUGUUUCAUCCGGAGACAUGGAAGAUCGGGAGCAGAAUCGUAGCCUUGUCAGUGUCAAGUUCACCAAGGUUAAUCGACUGUCACCAGAGUUCAUGCCGGUCUAUGAAGGUGUGGAGACGAAUGUUACCGCAGCAAUAUCAACUAUCAACCUCAUUGUGACCAGGAAGACCCUUCUUACCCUACUUGACUUCAUUCUGGCCACCUUCACUGGAAAUAACAACGAGGCAGCGCCACCGCAUGAACAAAAAGCUAUAUCAGACUCGGAAGACGACGACGAAGGUGUCGAAAUAGCCGUUGAAUCUCCUCCAGAGGAUGGACCCGCGAACGCAGGCUCCAUUCGAGUCAAAGUCGAUCUGAAGAGUAUCCGGCUCAUCCUGAAUAACGAUGGGAUCCGCUUGGCAACCCUAUCGUUCAAUCAUGCCGAUGUUGGAGUCUUCUUGCUUGGGAAGACGAUGCGAGUCAAUGCAAAGUUGGGCAAUCUCAACCUGGUUGACGACAUCAACCAAGGUGUUUCUGAGGAAUCCAAUUUACGGCAACUCAUCUCUAUCCAAGGCGAUGAACUCGCUGACUUCCGCUACGAGACUUUCGAUGCUACCAACAAGAAAACAUAUCCGGGAUAUGAUUCGUCAGUCUAUCUCAGGGCUGGUUCCGUCAAGCUUAACUUCCUCGAGGAGCCCUUCAGAAAGAUCAUUCAGUUCCUGGUCAAGUUUGGCAAGAUGCAAGCCAUUUACAACGCUGCACGCCAAGCAGCAGCGUCUCAAGCCAAUCAAAUCCAGCAAAGUACGAGCAAGUUCAAGUACGACGUUGUCGUCAAGACCCCGAUAGUCGUCUUCCCUCGGGUCGUCAAUCAUGGCCAGCCCAAACGGGAUGUCAUUACCGCCUACUUGGGAGAGAUCUACGCCCAGAACAAGUUCGCACCCUUGGACGACUCGGAGAACUCUCAGAUCGCCACCAAGAUCUCUGCGGGCAUCCGCAAUAUUCGUCUGACAUCUGACUUCAACUAUCCCGGCGACCUUUCCGAGGAGCUGGAGUUGAUUGACAAGGUCGACUUGGGCUUCAAUGUCACGUACGCUGAGCACCAGGACGGCACGAAGCGACCCGAACUCGAAAUUGAAGGAAGCAUGUCUGAUUUCAACUUGAAGCUCACUCAGUACCAGCUCAGGUUCUUGAUGGAGAUUUCAAAGGCUGUCCCAGCUGCGUUUGCUGCUGAUUCAGAAGAGCAAGAUCAGGAAGCUGAGCGCGAAGUAGACAAAGACACGCUUCAAAGAGCAAGGUCGAUACCUCUCGACAAAGGAGCGAACGAAGAGGAGAAGCAGGUUGAUCUCGGCCCCGAGCUAUCGCCUAAGGACCAGGCAUGGACCAAGCUCGACCUCGUCUUCCAGGUCAACACUAUUGGCAUGGAACUGCUACUUGCCCCGGAUGACAAGCCGGUGGGCACGCUUGAAGAUGCCAGCCUGUCCCGCUUCUCGUUGGACGUCACCAAGCUCAAGACACGAAUGCUCAACGACGGUUCGCUCGAGGGCGAAUUCCUGAUCCAUUCAUUCACGAUUUACGACAGCCGUCCUCGUGAAACGAACAAGUUCAGACGCAUCAUGACUUCUUCGAACAAGGAGGUUCAGCAGCUGAUGGCCAGCAUCACAAUGUCUGGUGGCCAAGACAGAAGCCUAAUUGCGAUUGUCACCGUUGAUAGCCCACGCAUCAUUUUUGCCCUUGAUUACCUCUUCGCCAUUCAGAACUUCGUCAUGGUCGGCCUGCAACCGGAGGAGCCUUCCCCUGUAGACGAAGAGUCGCUAUUUGAGACACCUGAUGACGAUGCUGACUCGAUGCAAGUCACUUGGUCCAACAAGGCCAAGUCCCAGACGAGUGGCACAGAGGGUCAGGAAGAGCCUCAGGGAGAUGCCGAGGAGAAGCCAAAGAGCACUUUGAGCAUUGCGUAUAGGGUAAACAUCGUGGACGCACAGGUCAUCUUGAUCGCCAACCCCCUCAGUGCAAGUUCUGAAGCCAUUGUUCUGGGUACCAAGCAAGUUUUGCUAUCCCAACAGCAUGCUCUGACCUUCCAGGUCUCCGAAAUCGGCAUGUUCCUCUGCCGGAUGGAUCGAUUCGAAGACUCCCGUCUGCGACUCAUUGACGACUUUUCAGUUCAGAUUUCAAUGGACAGCUCGAAGCCCAAUGUCACAAGCAUUCAUGCUGACAUCGAACCAUUGAUUCUGCGGCUGUCCCUGAGAGAUAUUUUGCUCGCUCUGCAGAUCGCAAGCAAGGCUACUGAGCUUUCAGAUCAACAGCAAAAGGACCAGAAGGAGAGAAAAACUGCGUCGGCCGCUGACGAGAAGGCGAGAAAGCUGCGUCAAGCAGGUCUGAAACAGCGGACAGCCAGUGGCAAGGGCCCGUCUACGAUUGCGAACAAGACUAUCAUGUCCAAGACCGCAUUGGUAGCAGCAUCUCAAGCCAAGCAAGCCCAAGAUGAUUCUCACAGCACAGCCAUUCAAAAUCAGCCUAAGCGACACGAGGAACUUUCGGCAACCAUUGAGGGCAUCCGUGUUGUCCUUAUUGGCGACGUCCACGAACUUCCCAUCCUGGACCUGGGUAUCAAGAACUUCACCGCCACGGCCGAAGACUGGUCUUCGGACCUCAAGGCUGAAACUGCAAUUGACAUCUAUACGAACGUGUACAAUUUCUCAAAGUCAGCAUGGGAACCUCUGCUAGAACCCUGGAAGGUUGGCUUUGGUAUUGCGAAAGAGCAGCAAUCAGGUCUUUUGUCUAUUGACGUUGCUUCCAACAAGAUCUUCGAUGUCACAAUCACGACAGCUACCAUUGCUUUGGCAUCGAAAUCCUUCGCUUUCCUCAGUAGGGACGAGGAUGUUCUCGGCAAGCCGCGUGGUGUUGACGCCCCUUACCGGAUUCGGAACUACACUGGAUUUGACGUAGUAGUACAGUCGAAGAGUAUGACGACAGAUGAUAACAUGACCGCCCGUCUUGAAGAUGGGCAAGAAGUACCUUGGAGCUUCGAGCCUUGGGAGAAGAUGCGAGAGAACCUUUCGACCGAGAGUAGUACAGGUAGUGUCGGCAUUCAUUUGGAGGGCAGUGGCUUUGACCCGGUCAAGAACGUCAGGUUGAACCGCGAGGGCGAGGCCAUUUACGGUUUGAAGCCCAAGACUGACAAUAUCCUGCACCGAUUGCUUGUCGAGGUCACCUUGGGCAAGGAUAACGUCAAAUAUGUCACUCUUCGAUCGCCUCUUGUGGUCGACAACCUCACCCAGAUCCCAGUUGAACUUGGUGUCUACGACGCCCAAGAGGGUCAUCUGCUCAAGAUUGAGAAGAUUGCUCCUGGCGAGAGCCGACCGGCUCCGGUAGGAGCCGUGUUCCUCAAAUCUCUGCUGGUGCGGCCCGACUCUGGAUUUGGCUACGCAUGGUCUUCUGAGACUUUGUGGUGGAGAGAUCUCCUCAAGCGGCCAACACGGACGAUGGUCUGCAAGGGGGAGAACGGGGACCCUUUCUAUUUCCAGCUCAAUGCCACGUUUGACAGGUCGAACCCAUUGACCAAAAAUUACCCUUACAUGCGUAUCAAGCUGUCGCCUCCGGUCAUCCUUGAGAACUUGCUACCUUACGAUUUCAAGUAUCGCAUCUACGACAAAAACACCAAAAAGGACUGGGCAAACUUCCUUCGCAAAGGUGGACUCAGCCCGGUGCACGUUGUAGAGCUAUCUCACUUGCUCCUCCUCAGCGUCGAUAUGCAAGACACUGUCUUCAAACCCAGCGACUUUGCUAUCAUCAACUCCGGGGCUUCGGACGACUUCAAGAAGGAAGACAGACUGCUUUGCAAGGACGAAGAAGGCUUGCAGCUCAACUUGAAGCUUCAUUAUCACAAGAUACCCGACAGCGGUGGAGCUUUCCGAGUCACGGUUUACAGUCCUUACAUUAUCCUGAAUAAGACUGGGCUUGACCUACAGAUCAGAGCCAAAGGCUUCCUGCAAGGCGCACGACCCGCAGCUGGACAGUCGACCCUAUCCUCCAGAUCUGGCAACAGCCGCCCUAGGGCUACUCCGUUUAUGUUCUCUUACGGCAAUGACGAUCAUAGAAACCGAGCUUUGCUGCAAAUCGCUGAUUCGGAAUGGAGCAAGCCGCAGAGUUUCGACGCCAUCGGAAGCACAACCGAGGUGGUGCUGCCCUCGCCAUCCAGGAACACUGAGGUGCACAUUGGCAUCACCACGGAGGCUGGAGAAGGCAAAUACAAGAUGACCAAGGUCGUUACCCUCGCGCCGCGAUUCGUUCUGGAAAACAAGCUUGGAGAGGAAAUCAAUGUUCGAGAGUCCAGCUCUUCUGGAUUCAUGACAUUGAAGCCCGGCGCUCAUGAGCCACUUCACUUCAUGCAGAAGACCGCCAUCAAGCAAAUUUCUUUGUGUCACCCGGGAAUGAACAAUCAAUGGACCUCUCCUUUCAAUAUAUCAGAUAUCGGAACAACUCACGUCAAGAUCGCCAAAGCAGGCCAACGUCAACGUCUAAUCCGCGUUGAGAUUUUGAUGGAGGGUGCGACAAUUUUCCUGCACCUCAGCUUGGAGACCAAGAAUUGGCCCUAUCAGAUGCGGAACGAGAGUGAUACAGAGUUCACAUUCUACCAGGCCAAUCCCAGCCUAGAUGACGAUGGAGUCGAAGACAGAUCUGGCUGGAGGCCUAUCAAGUAUAGACUGCCGCCUAGGAGCAUCAUGCCGUACGCAUGGGAUUUCCCGGCUGCCAAGUUCCGUGAGAUCAUUAUCAAUGCGCAUGGCAAAGAGCGACAUGUGAAGCUUGCGGAAAUUGGCAAUCAAAUUCCGAUGAAAUUUGCGACAACAUCCGGACAACAGAAGAUCAUCGACAUCAACGUUGCCGCUGAUGGGCCUACCCAAACCAUGAUCCUGUCCAACUUCCGACAAUCCAAGAGUCUGUACAGACAGAAGUCGAAGUCUGGAUCUCGCACGAGCACUGAUGGCUUCGAAGUCAAAGACCAAGAGACGACUGCAACCUUCCGCGCGCAGCUAAAGCUUUCGGGCAUUGGAAUAUCACUCAUCAACUCUCAACUCAAGGAACUUGCCUACGUCACUUUCAGAGAUGUUUCUCUACGCUACCAUGACUCUCCUCUGCACCAGACCAUCAGUUUGUCUGUCAAGUGGAUUCAAAUCGACAACCAGCUGUACGGUGGUCUGUUCCCAAUGAUUUUGUACCCCAGCGUUGUCCCGAAGAGAGCCCAGGAGGUCGACGCACAUCCGUCACUCCACGCCAUGGUCACUCGCGUAAAGGACGACUCUUACGGCGUCCUGUACAUCAAAUACGCUACGCUUUUGAUGCAGCAGAUGACCAUUGAGCUUGACGAGGACUUUGUUUAUGCUGUCUUGGACUUCUCAAAUAUCCCUGGAGCCGCUUGGUCGGACACCAACGAGGAAGGCAAGCUCUGCGACGAGGAGCUGGACAUCCCGGAGCCGCAGCGGCAGCAAUCUGGCCAGGACAUCUACUUCGAGUUGCUCAACAUCCAGCCCAUGCAGCUCGAUCUCUCUUUCAUGCGUACAGAAAGAGUCAACGCAGAGGACAAGACGUCGUCCCGAAACCCUCUCAUGUUCUUCCUCAAUGUCAUGACGAUGGCCAUCGGAAACAUCAACGAUGCGCCGAUUCGCCUCAAUGCUCUCAUGCUAGACAACGUUCGCGUGUCCGUGGCAGCCCUGACGCAAAACAUCACGAGUCACUACAGUCAAGAGGUGCUCUAUCAGGUUCACAAAAUCCUCGGAUCUGCCGACUUCCUUGGCAACCCCGUCGGUCUGUUCAACAAUAUCAGCUCCGGUCUCACAGAUGUGUUCUACGAACCUUACCAAGGCCUGAUUCUUUCAGACAAGCCCGAGGACUUUGGUAUUGGAGUUGCGAAGGGAGCUGCGUCACUUGUCAAAAAGUCUGUCUAUGGCUUCAGUGACUCUUUCUCCAAGUUCACUGGUAGUUUGUCAAAGGGCCUUGCAGCUGCGACUCUCGAUAAGCAAUUCCAAGAUCGCCGUCGGAUCACGCGCGCGCGCAACCGGCCCAAGCAUGCUCUGUACGGUGUCACCACCGGCGCCAACUCUUUCUUCACAAGCGCUGCGUCUGGUGUGGGAGGACUUGUCCGCAAACCGUUGGAGGGUGCUGAGCAGGAGGGAGCUGUUGGAUUCUUCAAGGGAAUCGGCAAAGGAGUUGUCGGAUUUGCGACCAAACCCGCCAUCGGCGUUCUAGACAUGGCUUCAAAUGUUUCGGAAGGCAUCCGCAACACGACCACCGUUUUUGACGGUUCAGAGCUCGAUCGUGUCCGUCCCGCUCGGUUCGUACCUUCUGAUGGUAUCGUGCGACCGUACAAUGCUCGGGAAGCCCUUGGCCAAUCCUGGUUGAAGCAGGUUGAUAAUGGCAAGUACUUCAACGAGAACUACAUUGCUCAUCUCGAAUUGCCACGCGAGGAUAUGGUUGUCAUGGUCACGUACGCUCGGAUCCUGCUUAUUCGCAGCCGGCGUCUGACAUCAGAAUGGGAUGUGCCUUUGAAGGAUGUCCAGACCAUCGCCAAAGAGCGGACUGGUCUGAGCCUAACCCUGAGAGGAGGCACAAAUGGCCCCUUCCUCCCUGUUGGCGACGAAAGCGGUCGUGCUUUUUUGUACAAGAUGGUGGCUGUUGCUGUGGAGGAGUUCAACCGGCGGUUCAGGGGACUUGAGUAA
Molecule: messenger RNA, 9669 nt
Organism: Colletotrichum orchidophilum
Lineage: Eukaryota; Fungi; Ascomycota; Sordariomycetes; Glomerellales; Glomerellaceae
Exons: 2
Coding region: 1-9669 (3222 amino acids)
Biological process (GO): protein targeting to vacuole; late endosome to vacuole transport; mitochondrion organization
Cellular component (GO): extrinsic component of membrane
Source: RefSeq, a predicted model, not a curated record